GAGACCAUUUAGCAACCCCUAAAUCCGAGUGCUGCAGCACACCAAAUGACCAUGGGCUGUGUUCCAAGGUGUCCAUGGUCAGUGGGGGCAGCUGGCCUUGGACGUACAAGCUCUGGGUUCAUGCCUUAGCACCAAUUUGGACUUCCAGGUGGCCUAUCCUGAGCCUCAGGUGGGCUUGGGCUCAGUGUGCUGUAUGCCCCCUGCACCAUCACUUUGGUGCUUUCUGGUGGAAAUAUCUGAGCUGAGAUGUUUGCAGCAGCAGCGCGUAUUUUUUUUCUCUCAUAAGGAUAUUGAAAUUUUAGUUAGGAGGCUACAGGGUGCCAGAAGCAGCUUCCACCAAAGGCCAACCCAAGCAGGAUGGCACGAGGAACUGUGCUUCCAGUAGGUCUUGAACGCCUACAAAAACAGUAUUGCAAUUGUGGAAGCAGGAAAGGUUUAUCCAGAUAAGGUUUGUGCUAAUAAAAUACAAAGUGGGAAAGAAAAGUUGCAAAAAAAUAAUUGUGUGGGGUUGCUCAGGAGUGGUUUAACAGAAGCCCAGCAGCAUGAGAAGUAGCAGUGUCAGAAGGGCCGUGCCCACGCCAGCUCACUGAUGGCUGAGGAAGGAAAUGUGGGCACGGAGGCUUUGCGGGGGGAAGGCAGGAGAUCUCCACGUACCUUCCGUCCCUGGCAAAGGUUUAUGGCCACGCACGGUGUGGGGCUGAGGAGGUGGCUCAGGGGUAUGGCACCCUCUGUGGUGGAGACACUGUUUAGCCCAUGCUGGGGUCUCUCUGGAAAAGAGUUAAUUAAAUAUGCAACUUGUGGAGAAGUUUUCCAUUUAUGUGACCAAGCACUAACGCUUAAAAAUGUUUUUUCCUGUGUGCUUUUGUUUAGAAUAUAGCCACAGCAAAGAUUUAUUCCCCACCCCCCUUUUUUUUUUCUUCCCACCUUUCACAAGUGACUUUUUUAUGGGCACCUACGUAGGGCACUGAGUAGUUAACAGGAAAAGAGGAUUAAAUCAAGUUUCAUUUCCACUGGCUUUAGCCUCCAUCUCUGCAAUAACCGCCUUUGCUGCCUUGCAAAGCAAUCACUGUGCAGUGGCAGAUCUAUGCCACAUGGGAGAGUCCUUUGCACAUCACAUCCCUGCCACGCCGGGCACCCCGGGAUUUUGUCAAUGAGCUGUCCUUCUAACUGAUCGCUUUAAUCCUAUUGCACUUUUAAUUAAUGUUUCGCAGUUACAGGCUCCCGUGGUGGUUUGUGGGUUUUUUUCUUUCUUUCUAAAAGAGAAAACAUAAAAGAUCUGUGGACUUUUUUUUUCACCUAUGAAGUUUUCAAAGCCAUUCAGGACUAGCAGUGGUUUCUCUCCAUUUUUUUUAUUCGCUUUGGUGUAGGUCUGAGCUCUGGGAUGGGGCUGCAGCUUGUAUUAUUUGCACUGGCUUAGCAAACAAGUGUUGAACUCUUCCCUCUUCCAUUUCAAACUUGCCUUUCUCUGUUACUUUAGGGUUUCCUUCCCCAUUCAUGGAGAGAAUAAAAGAUUGAAGUUGUCUUCUUUUUCUUUUUCUUUUUUUUAAAUCCAUUGAAGGGGAAAAAAAAAUUAAAUGUAAUGAUCCCAAAUCAUAAAGGCAGGAGGCGUGAACAUGGAGGUUUUUUGAGUAGAACAUCUCAUGUGAAUGAGGGGGAAACUCCUGCCUUUCCACAGGGCUCAUGCCUAAGUGCACUUAAAAGCCAGAGGUAAAAAGAGAGCUUCUCCUGAAAAACAGCUUCAUCCCCUUUAUGUUGCAGAAUAAAACAAUGAUUUAACUUCUCAAGUUUCUCAAACGUAAAGGCUUUGCCCUCACGUGUAUGGCAUCACUCUGGUGGUGCUGCUGCAUCUCUGCGCUUUGUCUUCAGCACCGGACAACCCCAUCAGCCACAUCCAAUGUCCCCAAAAGAGAGAAAACGAACCCGAAUCACCCCCCGGGGCACGAGGAGGCAGCUGACAGCCGCAGCAGAGCCACACAGUGUGAUGGCAAACUGCUGGUGCAAAUGCCCUCGCUUCUUCUGCAAUAAAGCACAGCACACAGCUCCACGUCCACUGUGGUGUAGUGCCUGGCCAGCCGCCUGCCUCGGAGCCACUCUCGGGUGGGAAGAUGGUUACAGGUCCCGCCAAAGGGCCCAGCCGGCUCAGCCGGGCACCUGCUGUGGCUUUGCAGCACCUGCCCCGGGUUUGUCGGGCUUUGGGCACGGCUUCGGCAUGGGCUGCACGCUCGACAGCCACAGCGGGUGGGAAGGGAUGGCGGGAGGGCCUGGGGCAAGGCCGGCUCCCGGCCGGAGCAGGGUGCUCUGCUUGCACACAUCCAGCCGAGAUGAGAAAAUGAUGGUGCUUAGAAACCGCUGCAGAUCCUGGACGGCUUCCAGCCCACAUCACCCUGACACACCGAAACCUCAACCAGUGAGUCAGAUGGUUUGCGAAAGGUUUGUGCAACCUUAUCUCGGAUGGCCCUGCUGACCUGGGGCUUGGUCUGGGACUCUUCAUAUCACUGAACGAGCUUCUGCAAACUCGGAAAGCGUGAGGAGCUCAGAGCGGCGGGAGCCUCCCCGGCACUGUGAAGCCGACGCUGGGACACGGCACGCACCUUGCCCAUCUCCCCCCAUCCCUAGGGGGUUUGGUGGCAUCCCUUGAGCUCAGCCCGCCCUGACCUGCCACAAGACACAUCCCUGUGGAGCUCCACCAUCCACCCAUGCUGUGCUUCCUCUGGGAGAGCAUCUCCUUCCAGAUGCUCCUUGUCUUCCUCACUGUCUUCCUGCUGGUCGCCAGCUACGUGAAGCAGAGGCAGCCAAAGAACUUCCCUCCCAGCCCCUUCUCCCUCCCCCUCAUCGGGCACAUGUACCUGUUGAACUUCAACAACCCCCAGGCCACAGUGCAGAAGCUUUCUGAAAAACUUGGGGACAUCUUCAAGCUGCAGCUGGGCACCACAUCGUUUGUGUUCGUAAAUGGGCUGCGGAUGGUUAAGGAAGCUCUAGUAAACCAAGGGGAAAACUUCAUCGAUCGCCCUGAAAUUCCAGUUGACAAGGAGAUCUUCAGCAAGUUAGGACUGGUCUCCUCCAACGGGCACUUGUGGAAGCAGCAGAGGAGGUUCACCUUGACCACCCUCCGAAACUUAGGCUUGGGGAAAAGGAGCCUGGAGGAGCGCAUCCAGGAGGAGUGCCGAUACCUCGUGGAUGUGUUUGGGGACGAGCAAGGAAAGCCUUUCAACCCCCACAUUAAAAUCAGUAACGCCGUUUCAAACAUCAUCUGCUCCAUCACCUUUGGCAAUCGGUUUGACUAUGAGGAUAAGGACUUCCAAAAACUGCUGAAGCUCAUUGACGAGACAACUAGCCUCCACGCGACCGUCAUGAGCCAGCUGUACAACUCUUUCCCGUCUAUAAUAAAGUUCUUCCCUGGGUCCCAUCAAACCAUUCGUAAAAACUGGAGGUUGUUGAAAAGUUUCGUGAAAGAGAAGAUCAACAAACACAAGGAGGACUGUAACCUCUCAGAGAACUAUGACUUCAUCAGCAGCUACCUGCAGGAGAUAGCCAAGGGCAACGGCAUCUUCCGGGAGGAAAACCUCGUGGCAUGUGCAACCGACCUGCUGUUUGCUGGGACCGAGACCACGUCCACAACCAUCCGCUGGGCUCUGCUGUAUAUGGCCAUGUAUCCAGAAAUUCAAGCCCGUGUGCAAACAGAGAUUGACACGGUCAUUGGGCAGCUGCGGCAGCCAGCCCUGGAGGACAGGAACAACAUGCCCUACACCAACGCCGUCAUCCACGAAGUGCAGAGGAAAGGCAACAUCAUCCCUUUCAACGUGCCAAGAGAGGUGGUGAAGGACACGGUCUUGGAUGGCUUCCACAUACCAAAGGGCACCCUUUUGCUCACAAAUUUAACCUCCGUGAUGUUUGACAAGAAUGAGUGGGAAACUCCCGACACUUUUAACCCCGGGCAUUUCCUGAAGGAUGGUCAGUUCUGGAAAAGAGAGUCUUUUAUGCCAUUUUCUAUAGGGAAGCGUGCCUGCCUGGGCGAGUCGCUGGCCCGCUCUGAGCUCUUCCUCUUCUUCACGGCUCUGCUCCAGAAAUUCACCUUCCAGGCGCCCCCGGACACCACGCUCACCCUCCAGUUCAAGCUAGGCAUCACGCUGGCCCCACAGUCCUACGAGAUCUGUGCCGUGCCGCGGUAGGGAAGCCUGGGCCACCAUCCUCGCAGGGAAAAAUCCUUCGGGAAGGAUGCUGAGAAGGAGCCCUCGGUGGCUCCCCUGGGCAGUGGUAACAACCGCCUGGCUCCAGGGAGAGGCUGGGUAGUUUCUUUUAAAGCAAUUGCAAAAUAAUUUCUUUUCGAAGCAGACCUUGCACUCUGUAUCACAUGAGAAAGGCGAUCAGCCUGGGAUCUCCCAGGGCACUUUUAGGCUUGCCAUAUGGCACUGCAAAUGAAUGUGGGGCUUGGGGCUUUCCUAAUUUUAUGAUGGAUGGCCAUGCUUCACCAUGGCAAGAGAACGAGCAAGACUUUAGGGAUUGCUGUGUUCAGGCUGUGGCUGUGUACUGUGGAAGAGCAGUACCAGCCUGUGUUUUAUCACAUUAAUAGAACAUUUUUUGGUUUUGUUAUCCUUGGCAUGUAAUCGGGUAAAAAAACCCCAAAAGUUGCUCUAUAAUAUCUCUUUCUCCUGCAUCAAUAAACGCUUACCAAAACA
Molecule: messenger RNA, 4676 nt
Organism: Falco peregrinus (peregrine falcon)
Lineage: Eukaryota; Metazoa; Chordata; Aves; Falconiformes; Falconidae
Product: cytochrome P450 2J2
Exons: 10
Coding region: 2697-4169 (490 amino acids)
Biological process (GO): xenobiotic metabolic process
Cellular component (GO): cytoplasm; intracellular membrane-bounded organelle
Molecular function (GO): heme binding; iron ion binding; oxidoreductase activity, acting on paired donors, with incorporation or reduction of molecular oxygen, reduced flavin or flavoprotein as one donor, and incorporation of one atom of oxygen
Source: RefSeq, a predicted model, not a curated record